ACGUGCUUGUGACAUAUACUAUCUACAGUACCUAAUGCUGCUACCUAACCCGCCCACACACACUCCUUCGACUCGCCCAUAACGAAAAGUCAGUGCAGCGUCAUAAACACAGUUCCGGGCUCAACAACAGCCGGGCGCAGCAGCAGAAAUAAACCAACAUCCAGAGCUUAUGGCUCUACAUCAACCACAAGCCGCUAUGCUGGCCCAUGUUGGUGUGUCCCAGCGGUUCGACCACCAGGGCCCGCUUGGCCAACACCAGCAUCAGCAAGAGCGCGCCAUUUGGUCAUCGCAGUGCCAAAGUUUGCGGCGGCAGGGGAUGAAUCCCUUGGGCACGGGUGGCUGGAUGGAGCAGUCCUCGGGACCUAUCGACUACCUCAGUCUUGAAGUCUCUGCCGGGGAAGAUUGUUGUUGUUCUGGGAGCUUGUCCGCUUUCGAGACCCCAGCCUACAGUGCUGAACUGCUGGGCUUACAAACACCUGCCACGGAGCCCGGUUUCUCCAACGAUUGUAGUGAGAACCGCCAGCAUUUCAGCCAAGCCGACUUCCAGGAGUUUCAGUUUGCAGAAGCGAGUAGGUAUGACACGACGCCGGCAGCACAUGGGAUGAUGGCAUACGACUCGGUCCUAACAGCCCGGCUAUUCUAUCCCACCCGCCAUGCCAAUGGCAUGCCGGGACCCUCGGUCCCCGCAAGCCCCCACACCCCCGAAGAGCGCCCGGCGGCAAAACGCCAGCGGAGCCAUGACGCGGCGUCGUCAAUACCCACGGUUCUGCCCGUCACGGAUUCAUAUCCUCCUCGGCCACGCCGCAACAAGGAGAGGAAUCGUCUGGCCGCCCGCCGUUGCCGCGAGAAGUCCAAGAAGCAGAUCGACACUCUGAGGCAGCAGGAGCACGAACUGGCCAUACAGCAGGCGGAGCUGACUGCCCAAGCCGCGAGCCUGCGCGAGGAGGUGAUGCAGUUGAAGAGCGAAAUCCUCCGGCACGGCGCGUGCGACUGCAACUUCAUACAGAAAUACCUAGCUGAGACGGCCGAGGCCAUAGCUUGAGCCAACGGUCUUCAGUCUGUCCUGAGGACACCCGCGUUACCCAUUAGGUCCUAACUUUUAGUUACGAGCGGUCGGAAAUACGGCUGGGACGCAUCGAACUCGGGCAAAAGGCUCGCCCUUAAUGCGCCGAGAUACUUUUAACAGCCGACUUCUCCGUACCUAUUGCUCCUCGGUUUCUUACCACCCCCGCGAAUUUGACCGCGGCGCACUGGGCGUUGACAAAGAAUGAUAGGUUAGCGUGGAAUCGGAACUCCAACUUUGCAUCGUCAAGCUCGAUGUUGAAGUACCCGUGGAGACAUAUGUUGUGCCGGUGCCAUCACACAACAUGAGACCACAGCCUUCAUGCUCAGCAUACCGUCCACGGCAGUCUGGAUCAU
This is a messenger RNA of Microdochium trichocladiopsis, 1419 nucleotides long. RefSeq lists its product as uncharacterized. The transcript is spliced from 2 exons. Lineage: Eukaryota; Fungi; Ascomycota; Sordariomycetes; Xylariales; Microdochiaceae. The record is from RefSeq and is a predicted model, not a curated record. Bases 170 to 1042 code for a protein of 290 amino acids. Gene Ontology annotation, biological process: regulation of transcription by RNA polymerase II. Gene Ontology annotation, molecular function: DNA binding; DNA-binding transcription factor activity.